Adineta steineri is the source of this 153-nucleotide messenger RNA. Lineage: Eukaryota; Metazoa; Rotifera; Eurotatoria; Adinetida; Adinetidae. The record is from the annotation of a GenBank genome assembly.
GAAGAAGUCAAUAAAGUAUUGGAUGAAGUUCUUAGAGGUAAACUUGAUCAAUUACCAAAUGUUCUUCCUACGCUACCAAAUACAAUUGCAACAGCUGAAGUUGAUAGUGAAGAAGAUGAGAUGGAAAAACGUUUACAAGCAUUACGAAGUUGA